Chlorella variabilis is the source of this 416-nucleotide messenger RNA. RefSeq lists its product as hypothetical. The annotation marks the transcript as partial. The record is from RefSeq and is a predicted model, not a curated record. Lineage: Eukaryota; Viridiplantae; Chlorophyta; Trebouxiophyceae; Chlorellales; Chlorellaceae. The transcript has 5 exons.
CACCUGCACCGACGGCAUCGAAACCUUCAACCCAGGCGCGGGUGGCGUGAGCUCUUCCAGUACCUACGGCGUGGCCUUUGACGAUGACGACAAUGCCUAUUAUGCUUCCUAUGGCUCCAAGUCGGUGUUGAAGGUCACCCCUGCCGGCGAGGUGUCUGUGUUCAGGGAGGGGUUUGUCAACUCCGUCAACGGCAUCGCGCGCGACCCCACCACUGGCAACUUCUGGGUGGGAGGGUUUGGCACCGGCACGGCAAACCUGCUGCUGCUGAGCCCCACCGGCGCCAACCUUUCCACCUUCGACAUGCCGGGCACCAACCGCGCCAUGGCCUCCCGCGUGGACUCCUCCGGCGCCGUAUACUACGCCAUGUCAGAGCCCUCUGGCAACAAUUAUUCCAUCCGCAAGCGCAGUCAAGCAG